AUGACAGAGAUUGAUCGAGAUCAAGCGAUGACUGAUGAAAUGCUUAGAAAGUUUAGCUACAAGAAGCUAUUACGCGUCACAGCGUACAUGAUUAGAUUUAUGAGAAACGCCAAGGGAGAAAAAUGGAACGGAUUGUUAAAGACAGAAGAGAUCCUGAACGCUGAGAGAUUGUGGUUGCGUCAUGUUCAAAGGAAUGUCUCGGCGGUUCCCAACGUAGACUUACAGAAAGAUAAAGAUGAUGUUUUGAGAGUAAACAGUCGAAUCCCUGGAUACCGUCCAGCCUUUAUUCCAAGGCGGUGUUGCCUUGAUCGAAUACUUGUCAGUGACAUACAUGAACAGAUUGGUCACGGGGGAGUGUCUUCGACCAUGGCCAAGGUGAGGGAACAGUUCUGGAUACCACAACUGAGAGUGUUAGUGAAAAGUGUUAUCCACGAAUGCAGUAAAUGCAAACUAUUCCGAGUGAAGCCCCUCCACCCACCAACAACGGCACCAUUACCAGAGUUCAGAACAAGGAUGACCCACCCUUUUGCUGUCACUGGCGUUGAUUUUGCUGGCCCAUUGUUGUACCGAACCCCCAAGAGGAAAACAGAGAAAGCAUACAUAACGUUAUUUACAUGUUCUACAACAAGAGCUGUCCAUCUUAAACUUUGCAAAAGUAUGACUGCUGAAGAAUUCAAAAGAACCUUGAAAGAGUUUGUGGCUAGACGCGGAACCCCGCACAAACUGGUGAGUGACAACGCCCUGACCUUCAAGGCUGCACAUCAAUGGCUUGAUAUGCUUAUACAGGAUGAGAACUUGUUUAACUACCUGACUACACAACGAAUCGAGUGGAGUUUCAAUCUCGCGAGGGCCCCAUGGUGGGGCGGAUUCUUCGAAAGAAUGGUCGGCAUCAUGGAAGUUAGUCUGUCUAAAGUGGUAGGACGGGCUCUACUCAAAUAUGAAGAACUAGAAGAAGUCCUACUUGAUAUUGAAUGUUUCAUGAAUAAUCGACCGCUCUGCUAUCAAGAAGAAGAAAUAGAACAUCCUAUUCUCACGCCUAAUCUUUUGAUUCAUGGGACAUCAGCACAUUUCUUAGAGGAAGACUUGGAGGCGUUGGAUGAGAAAGAUCUGAUAACUAAAAGAAUAAAUUUUUUGAAAAAUUGUCGGCAGCAACUAAGAAAGCGUUGGCAGACGGAGUAUCUCCAUGCCCUGGAAGAAAGACACCGAAAGAUUGUCGGUAAAGACAAAACGUUGCCUUCGAAGGGAUCGGUAGUUAUGAUUACGGACAACAGUAAAACGAAAUCAAAGUGGCAAGUUGGACGGAUUGUUGAUACUAUUCAAGGAAAAGAUGGAGUACUGAGGGGAUACAAGAUCAAGACUGGGACUGGGUAUGUUGUUGAACGACCAAUACAAUUGGUCUGCAACCUAGAAAUCAAAGUAUGUAAGGAUAACGAGCCGUCGAAGAAGAGAGAUCACAUAGAGAAUAAAGUGGUAGCCGACCAGUCGCAAGAUGUGGAGUCGAAGAGAAGACCACAGAGGAAAGCAAAAAGUGCAGCGAUUAACGUGAUCAAGGGUGUUUCGCUAAAUGAGUUAGAGGACUAG
This is a messenger RNA of Paramuricea clavata, 1581 nucleotides long. Lineage: Eukaryota; Metazoa; Cnidaria; Anthozoa; Malacalcyonacea; Plexauridae. The record is from the annotation of a GenBank genome assembly.